CAGAAACCUCCAGCAGCGUUCUCACUGUCCAGCAACAUCCAUUUUUGUUCCUUUCUUUUUUAUUUUAUCCCAAAAAAUAUAUAAAAAAUAAAAAUAAAAAAGAAAAUACAUAAACACAAAAGCCAGCUUUCAUUCCUCUCAUUUCCAGAGAGAUAGAGAGAGACAGACUGAGAGAGAGAGGGAGAGAGAGAGAGAGAGAGGGAGAGGGAGAGCGAGAAAAGCUCUCUUUCAUGGCGGAUUUCCAGCACCCUCUCUUCAGCAAGCGCUCAUCUUCAACUCUCUCGAAGAAAUCGCUCAUCUCCAACGGCAAUGGCUAUGAUGACGUCUUCGGUGGGCCACCGAAGUUCGCCAUGCCGCCUUUUGCCGCCCGGAUUGAAGACUAUGGGGAGAUUUUCGGGGGCUUCUCCGCUCCGAAGAGCUUGGCAUCGACAAUCCCGUAUCUGGAUUUCCCUGCCGAAGGAGAAGAUGACGAUGUCCCCUUUGACGUCCGCGGCUCGAAUAAAUUCGAUUACACGCAAGUUUUCGGUGGUUUCGAUGGUGGGGAUUUCGCCGUUUCCUAUGAGGAAAUGUUUGCACAACCUAAAGGGGAGGAAACUUCUUCCACAAAUUCAAGGACACCGGCCGAAAUGGGAUCCCAACAGCAGGCACCAAUAGCUGUUUCCAGAGCACCUUCAGAAGAUCAUUACGUGGAUCCCUUUGCUAGUUCAGAACAGAAUAAGUUCCUGUCGAAGGGAGACUCUCAUCAUAUAUAUGAUGGCAUGAAGCAAUUCAAUGUGUCAUAUAAUAAGUCUAAUCAAAGAAGCAUAGAAGAUUCAGUGAAUGGGACAACACACAUAGCUGAACUCCAUGAGGUUUCUGGAUUUACUUUUGUAGUUGAUGCAUGCUCCCCUCAAAACACAAAAUGUGACAAACCUUUGCCCCAGGGAACCGAUGAUCCCAGUCUCAAUAUGGACUCUUCUGGGGGAACAAUGGAGGAAAAUCAUUUCAAGGAAAACGCAUCAGACAUCCCUGCCCUCAGUAAUAUCAUCAAGGCUUCUGGAAAUGAUCUCAAGGCAGAAAAGGAACAGCUCGACAGUAAAUCCAGUGCUUCGGGGGUCAAUCCUGCAGGUGAACAGUGUCAGUUACACAAUUCGUGUGAUAACCUGAAGCCCAGUGGUGAUAGAUCCUAUCCUGAAAAAGUGUUUUUAACUGUCUCUGAUAUUAACCUUCGGACACAACCCUCUCGACUUCCACCUCCCUCAAGACCACCGCCAAAAUUAAAUAAUAAGCAGGGAGAUUCCCACAAAAUGAUGGACACAAACUUGAAGUCUUAUCCAGCUGAAGCACAUUUUUGGAAACCUCAGACCAUGGGCGGAACUCGCCACUUCAGGGCUGCUUCUGAAACUUUCAUACUUGAAGAGUCUGCCAAGGAUAGUUCACCUCUUUUCUUUGAUGUAGAGGUAGAUGCAAGUUCAGAUGCUGCAGCUUCUGCAGCUGCCAUGAAAGAAGCUAUGGAGAAAGCUCAAGCAAGGCUAAAGAGUGCAAAACUAUCAAUGGAAAGAAAAAGAGAGAAGUUUCAGAACAUUGUGAAGCCUGGUUUAGAUGAAGACAGAAGGUGUAAGGAAAGAAAGGAGGUCAAAGCUGCCCAAGAAAACUGUAAAUUCGAGGAAGAGAGAGCAGGGGAAUGGAAAGCAGAGAACCAGUUCUUUGAGCUGGUAAAAGAUGUGAAGUUCAAAGCUUCUCAGGUGGUGCCCGAGCAGGAGAAUAAUGAGAAACUAAACACAAUUGCAAAGGUUCAUGAGCGCGAAUUGAAUGAGAAGAAAGCAGCUAAAGAAGCAAGUGGACUUGCAGAUAGUGAGAAAAUGAGAACACUUCAAGAGGCCAAUGGGCAGGAAGAGAGCGAUAAGAGACAGAAAGUAGCUAAAGAGGCUCCUGAGAGGGAGAAAAUUGAGAAGAAACUAAAAGUAGGCCAAGCUGCUCAUGAGCUGGAAGAAAAUGCGAAGAAACUAAAAGCAGCCCAAGAGGCUCAUGAGCAGGAAGAAAAUGACAAACUAAAAGCUGCUCAGGAGGCCCCUAAGCUUGAAGCAGAGAAGAAAUUAAAAGCAGCUCAAGAGGCUCGUGAACGUGAAGAAAAUGAGAAGAAACUGAAAGCAGCACAUGACGCUCGUGAAAGGGAAGAAAAUGAGAAACUGAAAAAAGCUCUAGAGGCUCAUGAAAGGGAAGAAAACGAGAAGAAACUGAAAGCAGCUCUCGAGGCUCGUGAGAGGGAAGAAAACGAGAAGAAACUGAAAGCAGCUCUAGAGGCUCGUGAGAGGGAAGAAAACGAGAAGAAACUAAAAGCAGCUCAAGAGGCUCGUGAGCGCGAAGAAAAUGAGAAGAAACUAAAAUUUGCUCAGGAGGCUCGUGAACGGGAAGAAAAUGAGAAGAAACUGAAAGCAGCUCAAGCGGCUCGUGAGCGCGAAGAAAACGAGAAGAAACUGAGAGCAGCUCAAGUGGCUCGUGAGCGCGAAGAAAAUGAGAAGAAACUGAAAGCAGCUCAAGCGGCUCGUGAGCGUGAAGAAAAUGAGAAGAAACUGAAAGCAGCUCAGGAGGCUCGUGAACGGGAAGAAAAUGAGAAGAAACUGAAAGCAGCUCAAGUGGCUCGUGAGCGCGAAGAAAACGAGAAGAAACUGAGAGCAGCUCAAGUGGCUCAUGAGCGCGAAGAAAAUGAGAAGAAACUGAAAGCAGCUCGUGAGCGUGAAGAAAAUGAGAAGAAACUGAAAGCAGCUCAGGAGGCUCGUGAACGGGAAGAAAAUGAGAAGAAACUGAAAGCAGCUCAAGCGGCUCGUGAGCGCGAAGAAAACGAGAAGAAACUGAGAGCAGCUCAAGUGGCUCGUGAGCGCGAAGAAAAUGAGAAGAAACUGAAAGCAGCUCAAGCGGCUCGUGAGCGUGAAGAAAAUGAGAAGAAACUGAAAGAAGCUCAAGCGGCUCGUGAGUGUGAAGAAAAUGAGAAGAAACUAAAAGCAGCUCAAGCGGCUCGGGAGCGAGCAGAAAAUGAGAAGAGACUAAAAGAAGAUCAAGCGGCUUGGGAGCAAGCAGAAAAUGAGAAGAAACUAAAAGAAACUCAAGCGGCUCGGGAGCGUGAAGAAAAUGAAAAGAAACUAAAAGAAGCUCAAGCAGCUCGGGAGCGCGAAGAAAAUGAAAAGAAGCUAAAAGCAGCUCAAGAGGCUCGUGAGCAUGAAGAAAAUGAAAAGAAGCUAAAAGCAGCUCAAGAUGCUUGUGAGCGUGCGGAAAAUGAGAAGAAACUAAAAGCAGCUCAAGAGGCUCGUGAGCGGGAGGAAAAUGAGAAAUGGCAAGCAGCUCAAGAGGGUCAUGGGCACGAAGAAAAUGAGAAGAGAUUAAAAGCAUCUCAAGCGUCUUGUGAACAGGGAGAAAGGGUGAAGAAAUUAAAAAUGGAUCAAGGAGCUCAUGAGCAGGAAGAAAAUGAGAAAGCAGAUCAAGAGGUUCAUGAACAAGAAGAAAACGAGAAGAAAUUAAACAGAGAUCGUGGGCGUGAAAAGGAGGAACUGAAAGCAGUUCAAGAGGCUUUUGGGCAGAAAGAAAAUGAGAAAAACCUAAAAGCAGCUCAAGAGGCUUGUGAAAGGGAGGAAAAUGAGAUGAGGCAAGAGGCAGCUCAAGAGGCUUAUCAGUGGGAAGAAAAUGAGAAGAAACUAAGAGCAGUUCAAGAGGCUCAUGAGCGUGAAGAGGAGAAGAGGUUGAAAGCAGCUAAAGUGAUCCACCUGCAUGAAGAUAAUGAGAAGGAACUGAAAAUGGGUAAAAAGGCAUGUGAGCAGGACGGAAAUACGAAGAAAUUACAAACAGCUCAAGAUACUAAUAAUCAGGAAGAAAAUGGUAAGAAACUGAAAGCAAUCCAAGAGGCCAGUGAAAAUGGAGUGUAUGAGAAGAAAAUGGAAGCAGCUAGGGAGGUCUAUCUGCGAGAAGAUGGUGAAAUGAAACUGAAAGCAGCCCAGAUGGUGAGCAGGCAAGAAGAAAAUAAGAAGAAUUCAGAAGCAGAGCAAGAGGUCCAUGAGUGGGAAGAUGGGAAGAAACUAAAUUUGGCUCAUGAGGCCCAUGGAGGCAAGGACGACGGGAAAAUGAAUAUCCGAGAAACUCAAAUGGCCCACAAUCAGGAAGGAAAUAAGAACAAAUACAAAGCAGCUCAAGCAGUUUUCCAGUUGGGCGAAAAUGGGAAGAAAUUGGAAGCAGCUCAACGGGCUAGUGUGUUGGAAGGGAAAGAGAACAUAUCAAGAACAGCUCCAUUUGUUACAGAGAAUAAACUUACAGAACGAAAAGAGCAGAACGAUAAUGAAAUUCAUGGAACUGAGGAUAAGGAAAAAGAAGAGAGAAUGCGUCGAGAAAGAGAGCUGGAAAUGGAGCGAGCAAGAAGAAUAGAAGAAGAGAGGGACAGGGAAAGGGAAAGAGAAAAGGAUAGAAUUGCUGUUGAAAGAGCAACCCGUGAAGCUCGUGAUAGGGCUUUCUUGGAAGCCCGAGAGAGGGCAGAAAGGGCCGCUGUGGAGAGAGCGACAGCUGAAGCUCGACAAAGAGCCAUGGCAGAGGCCCGUGAAAGAGCAGAGAAGGCUUCAGCUGAAGCUCGUGAAAAAUCAUUAGCUGAGAAAGCUUCUGUGGAAGCUAGACUUAGGGCAGAGCGUGCAGCAGUUGAGAGAGCAACUGCAGAGGCUCGGGAGCGUGCUGUAGAAAGAGCUCUAGCUGAGAAGGCAAAACGGGCAGCUGCCACAGAUUCUUCCAGCAGUACUUCACAGAGAUAUUCAAAUUCCACAAAUCAAGCUUCCUACUCUAAUGGAAAGCAUCAAGGAGCUGAGGUUGAAUCAGCCAAAAGAUGUCAAGCAAGGUGGGAGAGAAAUCAACGGACAGUCGAACGUGCGGCAAAAGCUCUUGCAGAGAAAAAUAUGCGUGACAUUCUUGUUCAAAGGGAGCAAGCAGAGAGAAAUAGAUUAGCAGAAACUCUGGAUGCUGAUGUUAGAAGGUGGUCGAAUGGAAAAGAAGGGAACUUACGUGCAUUGCUCUCCACUCUGCAAUAUAUCCUUGGGUCCGAUAGUGGUUGGCAGCCCAUUCCAUUGACAGAUGUUAUAACAGCUGUUGCUGUAAAGAAAGCUUACAGGAAGGCCACUCUGUGUGUUCAUCCCGACAAGGUGCAGCAAAGAGGUGCAAGCAUUCAGCAGAAGUAUAUCUGUGAGAAAGUUUUUGAUCUGCUAAAGGAGGCAUGGAACAAGUUCAAUUCAGAAGAGCGGUAGCAGAUGCUGUUUAGGCCUGUGAAGCACCUGCCACUGAUAAUUUUCACCACAACCCAUCUUGUAAUUUUUCAUUCUGGUAGCAGUCAACUAGUAAUGUAAGCAUUUUUUUUUUCUCACCCAUCUAUUUAGUUGGGAAAAUCAUUGUAGCUACAUGAAACUGGUAGGUGGGUAAUUCAUCCAUUGGGUGGUCUUGAUGGAUCAAUGA
Magnolia sinica is the source of this 5454-nucleotide messenger RNA. Its product is annotated as auxilin-like protein 1. Bases 231 to 5249 code for a protein of 1672 amino acids. Gene Ontology annotation, cellular component: vesicle; cytoplasm; intracellular membrane-bounded organelle. The record is from RefSeq and is a predicted model, not a curated record. Gene Ontology annotation, biological process: clathrin-dependent endocytosis; clathrin coat disassembly. The transcript is spliced from 7 exons. Gene Ontology annotation, molecular function: clathrin binding. NCBI's taxonomy places the organism in Eukaryota, Viridiplantae, Streptophyta, Magnoliopsida, Magnoliales, Magnoliaceae.